Molecule: messenger RNA, 147 nt
Organism: Protopolystoma xenopodis
Lineage: Eukaryota; Metazoa; Platyhelminthes; Monogenea; Polystomatidea; Polystomatidae
Source: the annotation of a GenBank genome assembly
AUGGCGGUGAGUCGAGAACCUCUUGACAGAAUCCUUCUUCUGUUUAUGCUGGAGACGAUUCACGACUCCCUUUCAGACAAUUUUUCCCUCUCCAACUUGUCACCUCUCCAGUCUACCGGAGGCGUCUAUUCACGACUCUCCUCUACG